AUGUGGCACCACUGGGAUGCCUUGAUUGGUGAGCACAAGGAGGUGGCAAAUUCUGGAGCAGAAAAUGAGUUCCGGGGUGAGCUGCUGAGCCAGAGGUGGACCCACAGCGACAAGACCAGCAGCUGCAGGACCUCAGAGAGCCUCCUGGGCAGACACCACAAGAUGAGCCUAGAGAAUGAGGACAAGCGGGCACGCACGCGAUCCAAGGCUGGCCGAGCACCGCCAGAGACCACAGGCACAGACCUCAGCUGCCCCACCCCGGGCUGCACGGGUUCUGGACACGUCCGGGGAAAGUACUCCAGGCACCGGAGCCUACAGAGCUGCCCCCUGGCCAAGAAGCGGAGGCUAGGGGGCGCCGAGGCUGAGCACCUGGCUGCCAAGCGGAAGCCGCAGCCCCUGAAGCUGGCUCUGGACGAGGGUUACGGCGUGGACAGUGACAGCAGUGAGGACGCCGAGGUGAAGGACGCCUCUGUCUCGGAUGAGUCGGAAGGAACUCUGGAGGGGGACGAGGCUAAGAUGUCCGGGCAGGAGGGGACGCAGCGCCCCGAGCCAGCUGAAGGAAGGAGCCCAGCCACAUUGCACUUUGGAGCCAGUCCCAUCAGCAGCCCAGCUGGUCCCUCCAAGGGCAACUACAGCAGCUACCAGGAGACCAUUGCCACAUCCCUCCUCAACCUGGGCCAGAUUGCUGAGGAGACCCUGGCUGCAGAGGACUUGGGCCAGGGGGCCAAGCCAGGCCCUGGCAUCAUGCACCUGCUCCAGGAGGAGGCUGGGGAGGGGGCCUCGAGCGAUGAAGGUGAAAAAGACGUCUUCAUCCAGCCCGAGGAUGCUGAGGAGGUAGUGGAGGCGACUGGUGAGCAGCCUCGGGAGCUGGGCCCCACGUCCCUGGGGGGCAUGGCCAGCGAGGAGUCCGGUAGGCGGAAAGGCACCCUGGGCCUUGGGGAGGACAAGGAUGAGGACGAGGAGGAGGAGGAAGAAGAGGAGGAAGAGGAGGAAGAGGAGGAAGAUGACGAGGAGGACGAGGAGGCAACUUCUCACGUCAUCUGUGAGAACACGCCCCGCACCUCCACCCAGAAGGCCCCUGAACCCCCACGCCCUGAGCCCGAGUACUCAGUCAUUGUGGAGGUGCGCUCCGAUGAUGACAAGGAUGAGGACGCACACUCCCAGAAGUCGGCUGUCACAGAUGAGUCCGAGAUGUACGACAUGAUGACCCGAGGGAACCUCGGCCUUCUGGAGCAGGCCAUUGCCCUGAAGGCCGAGCAGGUGCGCGUGGCCCGGGUCCCAGCUGAGCAGGGCCCAAGCGAGGGGCAGGCAGGGAAGCCCCUGGAUGCUGUUCGCAAGAGCUACUACAGUAAAGAUCCUUCACGAACUGAAAAGCGUGAGAUCAAGUGCCCAACUCCAGGCUGUGAUGGCACGGGCCAUGUCACCGGCUUGUACCCACACCACCGCAGCCUGUCUGGCUGCCCCCACAAAGACAGGAUCCCUCCGGAGAUCCUGGCCAUGCACGAGAAUGUGCUAAAGUGCCCCACCCCCGGCUGCACGGGACAGGGCCACGUGAACAGCAACCGUAACACCCACAGAAGUUUGUCUGGGUGUCCUAUUGCUGCGGCCGAAAAGUUAGCCAAAUCUCACGAGAAGCAACAGCCGCAGACAGGAGACCUUUCCAAGACUGGCUCCAAUUCUGAUCGGAUCCUCAGGCCCAUGUGCUUUGUGAAGCAGCCUGAGGUCCUUCCAUAUGGGAGCUACAGGCCCAGCGCGGCUCCCACCACACCCAGGGCCAACCUGGCCAAGGAGCUGGAGAAGUUUUCCAAGGUCACCUUUGACUACGCAAGCUUCGAUGCUCAGGUUUUUGGCAAACGCAUGCUUGCCCCAAAGAUUCAGACCAGCGAAACCUCACCAAAAGCCUUUAAAUGCUUCGACUACUCGCACGAUGCUGACGCUGCCCACAUGGCUGCCACCGCCAUCCUAAACCUCUCCACACGCUGCUGGGAAAUGCCUGAGAACCUCAGCACCAAGCCACAGGACCCCCCCAGCAAGCCCGUGGACAUUGAGGUGGAUGAGAACGGGACCCUGGACCUGAGCAUGCACAGGCACCGCCGGCGAGACAGUGCUCCCCCUGGUGGCAGCAGCUGCAGCAGCAGCCCUGGCGUGAAGUCGCCUGACGUGGCCCCGCGCCAGGGCAGCGCAAGCACCACCAGCAGCUCCAUGACCUCGCCCCAGUCCAGCCAGGCCUCCCGCCAGGAUGAGUGGGACGGGCCCCUGGACUACACCAAGCCCAGCCGCCAGCGUGAGGAGGAGCUCGAGGAGUCGGAGCCAGCAGCUCAUUCUUUCGCUUCUUCUGAAGCAGAUGACCAGGAAGUGUUGGAAGAGAGUUUUGAGGAGCGGAAAUAUCCAGGGGAAGUCACCCUAACCAACUUUAAGCUGAAGUUUCUCUCCAAGGACAUAAAGAAAGAGCUGCUCACCUGUCCCACCCCUGGCUGUGAUGGCAGCGGCCACAUCACUGGAAACUAUGCCUCCCACCGCAGCCUUUCUGGUUGCCCUCUUGCUGACAAGAGCCUCAGAAACCUCAUGGCUGCCCACUCUGCUGACCUCAAGUGCCCCACACCCGGCUGCGAUGGCUCUGGCCACAUCACAGGAAAUUACGCCUCACACCGGAGCCUGUCGGGCUGCCCUCGAGCCAAGAAAAGUGGCAUCAAGAUCACACCCACCAAGGACGACAAGGAGGACCCCGAGCUGAUGAAGUGCCCGGUUCCUGGCUGUGUGGGGCUUGGCCACAUCAGUGGCAAGUAUGCCUCACACAGGAGUGCAUCCGGCUGCCCGCUAGCCGCCCGCAGGCAGAAAGAGGGGUCCCUCAAUGGCUCAUCAUUUUCAUGGAAGUCGCUGAAGAACGAGGGGCCCACGUGCCCCACGCCUGGCUGUGAUGGCUCUGGCCAUGCCAACGGAAGCUUCCUUACCCACCGGAGCUUGUCUGGCUGUCCCAGAGCAACUUUUGCUGGAAAGAAGGGAAAACUCUCAGGGGACGAGGUGCUCAGCACCAAAUUCAAGACAAGUGACGUGCUGGAGAACGACGAGGGAAUCAAGCAGCUGAACAAAGAGAUCCAUGACCUCAGUGAGUCCAACUCGGAGAUGGAGGCCGCCAUGGUCAAGCUGCAGUCCCAGAUCUCCUCCAUGGAAAGGAACCUCAAGAACAUCGAGGAGGAGAACAAGCUCAUUGAGGAGCAGAACGAGGCGCUGUUCCUGGAGCUGUCUGGCCUGAGUCAGGCCCUCAUCCGAAGUCUCGCCAACAUCCGCCUCCCGCACAUGGAGCCAAUCUGCGAGCAGAACUUCGACGCAUACGUGAGCACCCUCACCGACAUGUACAGCGACCAGGACUGCUACCGGAACCCCGAGAACAAGGCCCUGCUGGAGAGCAUCAAGCAGGCCGUGCGGGGCAUCCAGGUCUAG
Orycteropus afer afer is the source of this 3441-nucleotide messenger RNA. RefSeq names its product myelin transcription factor 1 (gene MYT1). The transcript is spliced from 23 exons. The record is from RefSeq and is a predicted model, not a curated record. Gene Ontology annotation, cellular component: nucleus. NCBI's taxonomy places the organism in Eukaryota, Metazoa, Chordata, Mammalia, Tubulidentata, Orycteropodidae. The coding region runs from base 1 to 3441 and encodes 1146 amino acids. Gene Ontology annotation, molecular function: zinc ion binding. Gene Ontology annotation, biological process: regulation of DNA-templated transcription.